AUGGAAGGCUCGCAAGCACAGCAGUUGAGCAACCUAAGUAUGAGACCUAGCGAGAUGCAGCGUCAGCUCGGGAUUUACAUGAUACUUCUCACAUCAACUUCAAUCUUUAUCAUCUAUCCUUCUUUUCAUUGCCACAAGUCAUCUAAAAAACAAAAAAAACUUCUCACAACUUACAAGAUGUCUUACACUAAGGCCAAUCACAACGCCAGCUACCCGGCCAUAUCUGCAUCUAAUCCCGCCAACUCCGCUGCGGGUAAAGUCGUCCUCAUCACCGGAGCUGGAUCAGGCAUCGGACAGGCAGCGGCCACCUCCUUUGCCCCCGCCGGAGCCAAGGCCCUGAUUCUCAUCGGCCGCCGCACGGAACCCCUGACGAAGACAGCAGCAAUCAUCUCUCAAAAGGGCCCUGACGUGCAAGUUCGCCUUCACGGAGCCGACAUCAGCGAUGUCAAGACCUUGAAGUCUUUCAUGGCUGAGACUGUGUCUACCUUUGGACAAAUGGGCAUCGUCAUUCACGCCGCUGGCGUGCUCCUGGGUCUCGGCCCAAUCUCGACAAUGCCUGUCGAAGAACUUUGGAAAGCGCUGGAAGUCAAAAUCAAGGGUACUUUGAACGUGGCGCAGCCUCUAUUAGCAAUUGGUACCUCGGAGAAGAGUGCCGAUUUGAAAAAGAGGUAUUGCAACAAUGGGCAGUUCCAAGCAGCUUGCUGUACAAAAGAUACUCAACGCAUCAAGCUGUAUACGCUGUAUGAACUAGGCGCGUUUUCGAAAUGCGACGAUCAAGCAAGCUAUCCUGCUCAGAGCGGCGACCAGUCAAUGAAGACUUUAUUGGCUUCAUCGUCUAUUGGCAUAGGUGGCGCCGAAGUUUGCAAGAAGCUCUUGCGUGGAGGCCGCAUGGUUGCCAGUGGUGAGCACAAGCUGUGCUGCAACACAAGCAAUAAGAAGAUGACCUUCUCCGAUUGUGAGUGGUAUUCCAAUACGGGCUCCGGUCCUGCUAUCAGCCGCGAGGACUUUUGCGCAGCGAAUUGCCCAAAUGAUCGCGUCCGCGUGGCCAUGGACCUGAGAGCCCCGUGGUGCUCUGGUGGCGGCAAGGAAAGAUGCUGUAUCCCUAACUACUACGAAACCGUUGAAGUAGAAAACGAAAAGCCGGGCGUAUGGAGGGACUCUUUGAAGGUGAGGUAUUGA
This is a messenger RNA of Colletotrichum tamarilloi, 1179 nucleotides long. RefSeq lists its product as uncharacterized. Gene Ontology annotation, molecular function: oxidoreductase activity. Gene Ontology annotation, cellular component: cytosol. The transcript has 3 exons. The coding region runs from base 1 to 1179 and encodes 392 amino acids. The record is from RefSeq and is a predicted model, not a curated record. NCBI's taxonomy places the organism in Eukaryota, Fungi, Ascomycota, Sordariomycetes, Glomerellales, Glomerellaceae.